AUGGCUGACAACCAACCCUCCUCCAUCAUGAUUACAGACGCCGAGCGCCCAACAACACCCUCUCUACCUACUCCAGUUGGCUCCAAGACCCCUCCGACAAUUUCAAGUAGGCGGCUUCUAGAUAAACUUGAUAGCAUGAGUGCUGUCCAACGAGCCACUGAAGCCAUGGAAGCCGAUGCCUUGAAUCGAAGGUUGAAGGAAAUAGAAAACGCUGGGAGACAGCGAGAGAGGACUCCAGGCCGAAGUCCUAGUCGGAAGCGACAGCGCGUGUAUGGAGACAGAUUCAUACCCAAUAGAGACGGACAAGAUUUACAAGCAAGCUACAGCCUUCUCCAUGAUGAUGGAUCACCCGCAACCCCCUCAAGAUCAAAAAAGAAGACGCCCCAUGGUGAACUCCACUUCCAGAGAACCGAAGAAGCCAAUAGAACCUAUUCAAAAGUCCUCCGAAAUGAAUUAAUGGGCGACUCCGUUCCCCAGGACUAUCGAUCUCUAUCACCAGACGAGCUUUUCGGUCGACGACAAACACCUCCUGGUCAACCAUCAUCCGCCACUGCCGCACCUACUUCCAUCACCCCCACAACCCCUCACAAGAACAUGUUUUCAUACAAAUCUCCUCAAAAAGUGAUAGGAUCUGGUCAUCCGACACCGUCAUCUAGAACUGGCAAGCAUCCAGGAAUAAUCAAUCUGAAUGCCAGGUCUGAUUUAUACUCCAUCUCGCCUAUAAAUUACUCAUCACAAUCCAUUCUACAAACACCCCGCAAACAGCCUCGUCCCAUAGCCAAAGUUCCCUACAAGGUGCUGGACGCUCCUGAACUGGCGGACGACUUCUACUUGAAUCUAGUGGAUUGGGGCUCUGCCAACAUACUUGGUGUUGGCUUGGGCUCUUGCGUUUACAUGUGGAACAGUGCUACUGGCAAGGUGACACAGCUCUGCAAGCUACCCGACAAUGAUUUGGUGACAUCGGUGGCUUGGAUUCAACGUGGAUCGCAUCUUGCUAUUGGUACUCACAAAGGAUUUGUUCAAAUCUACGAUGCCGAAAAAGGUAGACGACUACGGACCAUGACGGGUCACUCCGCUCGUGUUGGAGCUCUCGCUUGGAAUGAUCAUAUCUUGACAUCAGGUUCAAGAGACCGCCUAAUUUAUCAUCGAGAUGUCCGAAGUCCUGAUCAAUAUCUCCGCCGUUUGGCGGGCCACAAGCAAGAAGUAUGUGGCUUACGAUGGAACACCGAGGAUGGCCAGCUCGCUUCAGGUGGAAACGACAACAAACUCUGUGUGUGGGACAAGCUUUCGGAAACACCCUUGUAUCGAUUCUCCAACCAUGUGGCGGCGGUCAAGGCCAUUGCUUGGAGUCCUCAUCAACAUCACCUGCUGGCAUCUGGUGGCGGAACUGCCGAUCGGUCUAUCAAAUUUUGGAAUACCUCAACUGGAACUCUUGUUAAAGAAGUUGAUACAGGAAGUCAGGUUUGUAAUUUGGCCUGGAGCAAGAACAGUGAUGAGAUAGUCAGCACUCAUGGUUACAGUCAGAAUCAGAUUGUGGUCUGGAAGUAUCCAAAGAUGGAGCAAGUUGUCAGCCUGACUGGUCAUACUUACCGUGUUCUUUACCUGAGCGCCAGUCCUGACGGAACGACUGUUGUGACCGGAGCUGGGGACGAGACUCUCCGGUUCUGGAGAGUCUUCGGCAAGAAGGGUAACGAAGGAAGAACUGGUGAUGGAAUGUCGGGUGGCAGACUGGGAGACUGGGGUUCGAUUCGAUAA
Exophiala bonariae is the source of this 1755-nucleotide messenger RNA. RefSeq lists its product as uncharacterized. NCBI's taxonomy places the organism in Eukaryota, Fungi, Ascomycota, Eurotiomycetes, Chaetothyriales, Herpotrichiellaceae. Gene Ontology annotation, molecular function: ubiquitin ligase activator activity; anaphase-promoting complex binding; protein binding. The coding region runs from base 1 to 1755 and encodes 584 amino acids. Gene Ontology annotation, biological process: anaphase-promoting complex-dependent catabolic process; positive regulation of ubiquitin protein ligase activity; positive regulation of anaphase-promoting complex-dependent catabolic process. The record is from RefSeq and is a predicted model, not a curated record. The transcript has 2 exons. Gene Ontology annotation, cellular component: anaphase-promoting complex.